This is a messenger RNA of Zalophus californianus (California sea lion), 1063 nucleotides long. RefSeq names its product BTG anti-proliferation factor 4 (gene BTG4). Gene Ontology annotation, cellular component: nucleus; cytoplasm. The transcript has 5 exons. Gene Ontology annotation, biological process: negative regulation of mitotic cell cycle; negative regulation of cell population proliferation. The coding region runs from base 275 to 970 and encodes 231 amino acids. The record is from RefSeq and is a predicted model, not a curated record. NCBI's taxonomy places the organism in Eukaryota, Metazoa, Chordata, Mammalia, Carnivora, Otariidae.
CCCACUCUCAUCUGCAACGGCAGAGCAUACCCGGGGCGCUGUGUGUCCUGGGCUCCACACCUAAACAAGCAUUUACUGACAUACCUGAAACUCCUCCACAGGUGACCGCCGAGCAUGGUGAAGUGUCUGGAGGAACGUGUCUAUCGGAAGGACUGUUAAAAGUUGAGGUUAGCGCUCCAAAAGAGAAGGCUCAGGAGAGGCCGAAGAGCUGGCAUUUGCAGUCGAGCGUCAGCUACAGUCUCUAGUUCCAGAGAAACCUCCUCCUUUCUCUUGAAUGAUGAGGGAUGAAAUUGCAACAGCAGUUUUCUUUGUCACAAGACUGGUGAAAAAACAUGACAAAUUGAGUAAACAGCAAGUAAAAGACUUCGCAGAAAAGCUGAUGACGAUCUUGUUUGAAACCUAUAGAAGUCACUGGCACUCUGACUUCCCUUCCAAAGGGCAAGCCUUCAGGUGUAUCAGGAUAAAUAAUAUUCAGAAUAAAGAUCCCAUUCUAGAACGGGCUUGUGCUGAAAGUAAAGUGGAUUUUUCUCACCUUGGACUUCCAAAGGAGAUGACCCUCUGGGUAGAUCCCUUUGAAGUGUGCUGUAGGUAUGGUGAGAAAAAUCACCCAUUUACAAUUGCUUCUUUUAAAGGCAGGUGGGAGGAAUGGGAGCUUUCCCAACGGAUCAGCCGCAUUGUUAAUAGAGCCACUUUGGACCACUCCUCCGGCAUUUCCUCUGACGAAGAGAGUUGUAACAAAGAACCUCAGAUCAUUCCUAAAGUGAGCAAUCCAAAGAGUAUUUACCAGGUUGAAAACUUGAAACAGCCCUUUCAAUCUUGGUUCCAUGUCUCCCGCAAAAAGAAUAUGGCAGAUGGCCGCGUGGGCCUCCUAGGGAACACUUAUCAUGCAUUGCAUAAAAAUCCCAAGGGUCCGAGGCCUGCCGCCAUCCCCCGGGUGGACAGGUACCACUGGGUCAACAUGAACCGAUAAUGCAGUGGCUGGACACUCGGUGGGAUAGAGCUCAGAGGAGCUGCUUCAUUUUCUUUAAAACAAAAGGGAGUUUAAGGUUGAGAGGCCCAUGAA